GGCUGUCAGAGUACAGCAUGGUGGCUGCAUGAGAGUCCCCGCUGAAGGGGGCAAGCAGGGAAUAAAAGGGAGCCAUUGACCACCGCUUUCACCUCCCCCUCUCACCACCUCACAACCCUUCCGUCCUCCCUCCCCUACCUCCCUCCUUCGAGACACGCAACAAUGGUUGACAGCAAGGACGACUACAAGGGUGCCUUUGAGCCCGAGAAGCAGGAGUACGUCGGCACUCUUGAGCAGGGCGGCACUGAAUUCAGUGGCGAAUACAACGAGCUCGACCAGCGCAAGGGCGAGCACCUCGCCCACGCCCUCAAGCCUCGUCAUGUGGCUAUGAUCAGUAUUGGCGGUGUUAUCGGGACAGGUCUCUUCCUCGGUACCGCUGGUUCCCUGCACCACGGUGGCCCUCUGGGUCUGUGGCUCGGCUACUGCAUCAUGGGUUCGGUCUGCUAUGCGAUGAUGCAGUGCCUCGGUGAAUUCCUCUCGUACCUGCCCGUGCCCGGUGGCCACAUCAAGCUGGCGCAGCGCUUCGUCUCGCCCGCCCUUUCCUUUGCAAUGGGUUGGAACUACUGGUACAACUGGACGAUCGUCCUCCCCGCCGAACUGUCUGCCGCUGCCGUCCUGUGCUCGUUCUGGUCCGAUGCCUCGCCCGCAAUCUUCAUCUCCGCCUGCCUCGUCGUCGUCGUUGCCAUCAACCUCCUUGGUGCGCGCGGCUACGGUGAAGCCGAGUUCUGGUUCUGCAGCAUCAAGAUCCUCACAAUCGUCGGUCUCAUCAUCCUCUCGUUCCUCAUCGAUGUUGGUGCCGUCGGAAAACAGGGCCGCCUUGGCUUCCAAUUCUGGAAGAACCCCGGCCCCUUCGUGCAGUACAACGGCAUCAGCGGCUCUCUCGGCCAGUUCCUCGGUUUCUGGUCCGUCCUCAUCAACUCGGCCUUCAGCUUCAUCGGUACCGAGAUUGUCGGCAUGGCCGCUGGUGAGGCGAGGAACCCCAGGAAGACGAUCCCCUCGGCCGUCCGCAAGGUCUUCUACCGAAUCCUCAUCUUCUACGUCCUCGGAACACUCGCCAUCUCGGUCAUCUGCCCCUCCAACGCACCCGAGCUCACCACCGAGAGCAAGACGGCCGCCCGCUCGCCCUUCGUCAUUGCCAUCAAGGCCGCCGGCAUCAAGGGUCUCCCCUCGGUCAUCAACGCCUGCCUGCUCACCUCGGCCGUCAGCGCCGCUUCGUCGGACAUGUACACCUCGUCGCGUGCCCUCUACGGUCUGGCCAUCUCGGGACAGGCUCCUCGCUUCUUUGCCAAGACCAACCGCUACGGUCUCCCCUGGGUCUCGAUGAUCGUCGCCAUCCUCUUCUCCCUCCUCUCUUACAUGACCGUCACCACCGGCGCCGGCACCGCCUUCGGCUACUUUGCCAACCUCACAUCGGUCUGCGGUCUCAUCACCUGGGCUGCCAUUGCCGUCGUCCACCUGCGCUUCCGCGCCGGCAUGAAGGCCCAGGGCCACUCGACGGACAUUCUCCCUUACAAGACGAAGCUCGGCAGCUUCUAUGGCUGGUACACGCUCGCCUGGACCUCGCUCGUCAUCCUCUUUGCUGGCUGGGCCGUCUUCCUCAAGGGCAACUGGUCCCCCUCGGACUUUGUCACGACCUACUUCCCCGCUCCCUUCUUCUUCGUCCUCUACGCCUUUGGCGCCUACAAGUGGGGCGGCAAGUUCAUCGCCGCCGAGAACAUGGACUUCGUCACGGGUGUCCAGGCCAUCAAGGACGCCGAGGUUGAGGAGGAGCCUCCCAAGAACGUGUGGGAGAAGUUCUGGAACUGGAUCUCCUAGUUCUCUUCUCUUUUUCUUCCCCACCCUAUCGCCUUGCCCUUCCCCUCACCCCCCAAAACUUUUCCGCGGUGUACUUAUAGAAUGUAACGGGUAGAUGUCAUGAGAAUGGAACCCACAUUGAUGACUUUACUUUCGGA
Acaromyces ingoldii is the source of this 1952-nucleotide messenger RNA. Its product is annotated as putative general amino acid permease. The record is from RefSeq and is a predicted model, not a curated record. Gene Ontology annotation, molecular function: amino acid transmembrane transporter activity. Gene Ontology annotation, biological process: amino acid transmembrane transport. The transcript is spliced from 4 exons. Lineage: Eukaryota; Fungi; Basidiomycota; Exobasidiomycetes; Exobasidiales; Cryptobasidiaceae. The coding region runs from base 163 to 1815 and encodes 550 amino acids. Gene Ontology annotation, cellular component: membrane.